Colletotrichum siamense is the source of this 582-nucleotide messenger RNA. RefSeq names its product 60S ribosomal protein L9-B (gene RPL9B). The record is from RefSeq and is a predicted model, not a curated record. The transcript is spliced from 5 exons. NCBI's taxonomy places the organism in Eukaryota, Fungi, Ascomycota, Sordariomycetes, Glomerellales, Glomerellaceae. Gene Ontology annotation, molecular function: structural constituent of ribosome; rRNA binding. Gene Ontology annotation, cellular component: cytosolic large ribosomal subunit; ribosome. Gene Ontology annotation, biological process: cytoplasmic translation. The coding region runs from base 1 to 582 and encodes 193 amino acids.
AUGAAGUACAUUCACUCCCAGGAGUCCCUUGACAUCCCCCAGGAUGUCAAGGUUCACAUCAAGUCCCGCGUCGUCACCGUCGAGGGCCCCCGCGGCAAGCUGGUGAAGGAUCUCAGCCACUUGGCUGUCAACUUCUCUCAGCCCCAGAAGGGCACCAUCAACAUUGAGAUCCACCACGGCUCAAGAAAGAACGUUGCCACUCUCCGCACCGUCCGCACCCUCAUCAACAACCUGGUUGUCGGUGUCACCAAGGGCUACAAGUACAAGAUGCGCUACGUCUACGCCCAUUUCCCCAUCAACGUCAACGUUGAGAAGAACUCCGAGACUGGCCUGUACGAGGUUGAGAUCCGCAACUUCAUUGGUGAGAAGCUCGUCCGCCGCGUUGUGAUGCGCGCCGGUGUCGACGUCGAGGUCUCCAAGGCCCAGAAGGAUGAGCUCGUCCUCUCUGGCAACUCUCUCGAGGCCGUCUCCCAGUCUGCUGCCGACAUCCAGCAGAUCUGCAAGGUCCGCAACAAGGAUAUCCGUAAGUUCCUUGACGGUAUGUACGUCUCUGAGAAGGGCAACAUUGUCGAGGACCAGUAA